AAAGUAUUGUUGCAAAAAUUAUUGUUAUCAUCGAUUGAUUAAAAACCAAUGUCACAAAAAUCAAGUAUUUGGACUUCAAGUAAACUAUCUAUUGUGUGAACUUUAAAUAAUAAAGUAAUGGCUAUUGAUUUCACUGAUUGGGACAAACAGUGCGAAGAUAUGGCGUCCGAUAAGGAAAAGCUGUUAAACGAAAUGACAGCAAACGUUAAAAAGGAAGAGUCGGCCGAAGUCUUCUAUCGGAUGGCAAAAGUGUUGCUAUAUUUGGCCAAAGAGGCAGAAAAAGUCAAAAACAAUGAUUUAGUGAAGAGUAGGGCCGACAAGGCAUACGAAUACUCGGACAAAGCCUGUAGGGCUGAGCCAAACAAAUUUGAAUGUCAGAAAUGGAUGUGCGCUUCACUGGGUUUGUUGGCUAACAUUAGCUCAUCAAAGGAAAAGAUCAAAUAUGGUCACCAAUUCAAAGAACACGCAGACAUUGCACUCAAACUCAAACCCGACGACCAUUUUAUGCAAUCAAUGUAUGGCCAGUGGUGUUAUAGUGUGGCCUCAUUGGGUUGGCUCGAGAGGAAAGUCGGCGAAAAAUUGUACGGAAAAAUACCGACCGCCACCUAUAAGGACGCGUUGAAUGCAUUCAAAAAAGUACACGAAUUGAAUCCCGAAUCUAAAGACAACCACUUAUGGAUGGCUCGGACUCUCAUUGCCGACAAUAACAAAACAGAAGCCAAACAAUGGAUCCAAAGAGGUUUGAAACUCAAUAAUCAAAACAUUGCCGACGAGUUAGCUCACAAAGAGUUAGAAGAGCUGAACAAUAAAUAUGGCAAAUAA
Oppia nitens is the source of this 822-nucleotide messenger RNA. Its product is annotated as regulator of microtubule dynamics protein 2-like. Lineage: Eukaryota; Metazoa; Arthropoda; Arachnida; Sarcoptiformes; Oppiidae. The transcript has a single exon. Gene Ontology annotation, cellular component: spindle microtubule; cytoplasm; mitotic spindle pole. The record is from RefSeq and is a predicted model, not a curated record. The coding region runs from base 118 to 822 and encodes 234 amino acids. Gene Ontology annotation, molecular function: microtubule binding.